Messenger RNA from Aspergillus sclerotioniger CBS 115572, 1824 nucleotides. RefSeq names its product ferric reductase family protein. Gene Ontology annotation, biological process: intracellular iron ion homeostasis; iron ion transport; copper ion import. Lineage: Eukaryota; Fungi; Ascomycota; Eurotiomycetes; Eurotiales; Aspergillaceae. Gene Ontology annotation, cellular component: plasma membrane. The coding region runs from base 1 to 1824 and encodes 607 amino acids. The transcript has 4 exons. The record is from RefSeq and is a predicted model, not a curated record. Gene Ontology annotation, molecular function: ferric-chelate reductase activity.
AUGGAGUCCAAUCUAUGGUACGCAAUGCUGAAUGACACCCUCUGCUACGCCAAUCUCUGGGUGUUUGCCUGCAUCAUCGCCGUCGUCUUCCUCUGGCAGACCUCCUUUCGCUUUAGCGCCCACCUGCGCCGCCUGACCACCUUCACGGACAAGCGACAAUAUUACCACCGCGUCCCCAAUCAGCGCCUGGCAUGGGUGAAGAAACACCUGCUGUACGCUCCGCUGCUGCGCAACCGACACAAUCGCGAAUGGCAGCUGUCGCGCGCCGUCAACAUGGGGACCCUCCCCAGCCGCUUCCACACCUUGUUGUUGAUUACCAUCAUCGUCAUGAAUAUUGUCCUGUGCACCAACACCGUCCCCUACGGAUCCAAAGAGACCACUGUCGCGGAGUUGAUCCGGAACCGCACCGGAUACAUGGCCACCGUCAAUCUGUUCCCGCUGUUCGUCAUGUCGGGCCGCAACAAUCCCUUGAUCCCGCUACUGCGCGUCCCGUUUGAUACCUGGAACCUGCUGCAUCGGUGGCUGGGCCGGAUUGUGGUGCUGGAGGGUCUGGCCCAUGUCAUUGCAUGGGGGGUUCCCAAAGUGCAAGAGUAUGGCUGGUCAACGGCCCUAGGAACCUUGAAGAAACCCUUCAUGUUCAACGGUCUGAUGUGCCUAGUAGCAAUGGUGAUUAUUUUCCUACAAUCCCCUUCGCCAAUCCGUCAUGCCUUCUACGAGACCUUUCUAUACUUCCACAUCGCCCUGGCAUGCGUGGCCGUGGCAUUCGCCUGGAACCACGUUUACCGCUACUCCUGUCGCUACUAUCUCUACGCCACCGUAGCCUUCUGGGCUAUUCAGUGGCUCGCCCGAUUCCUGAUCCUCAUCUACCGCAACUACGGCCUCGGUCGUCGCACCACCGCCUACCUCGAAGCCCUCCCCGGCGAUGCCGUCCGCGUCACCCUCCAACUCGCCCGCCCCUGGACCUUCUCCCCCGGCCAAUAUUGCUACCUCUACAUCCCCAAGAUCGGCUGGAUCACGUCACACCCGUUUUCCAUCGCCUGGGGUGAAACCGGCCAGACCCUGCUUGGCUCGUACAAUGAGAAGAUGGCCCAGGUGGAGGCGGGCGCCGAGACCAAUUCUCCCGGUCUGGGAUCCAACAAAGUCACCUCCAUCUCCCUGCUGGUGCGACGUCGGACCGGAUUCACCGAUAAAUUGUUCAAGGAGGCCUACGCGCAUGGUCGGCUGCAGCUGCCCCCGGAUACUCCGGGGUAUACGGACCGUAUCUCUGGUAGUACUCUGCGGUCGUCGAUGGCAGAGUUCCCCUCGGCGGCGCUGAAGGUCAAUGCUCUUGUCGAGGGCCCGUAUGGGAAUCUUCACAGCUUGGACUCGUAUGGCACCGUAUUGCUGUUUGCUGGGGGUGUUGGGAUUACCCACUGUAUGCCGUUUAUUCGACAUCUCGUGCAGGGACAUAGUGACGGUACGGUGGCCGCCCGACGCGUCACCCUGGUGUGGAUUAUCCAAUCCCCUGAGCAUCUCGACUGGAUCCGACCGUGGAUGACUACGGUGUUGAGUAUGGAAGGUCGACGCGAUGUCCUGCGCAUUCAGCUGUUCGUGACGCGCCCGCGCAAUCCCCGCGAGAUUAAGAGUCCGAGCGCGACCGUGCAGAUGUUCCCGGGCCGGCCGGACGUGGAUACCCUCAUUAAGAUGGAGGUGGAGCAUCAGGUCGGAGCCAUGGGAGUGAUGGUCUGUGGGAAUGGAGGGUUGAGUGAUGAUGUCCGCCGGGCGUGUCGUCAGCGCCAGGGGGGGAAUGAGCUGGAUUAUAUCGAGGAGAGUUUUACCUGGUGA